This is a messenger RNA of Daucus carota subsp. sativus, 1936 nucleotides long. RefSeq names its product L-ascorbate oxidase homolog. NCBI's taxonomy places the organism in Eukaryota, Viridiplantae, Streptophyta, Magnoliopsida, Apiales, Apiaceae. The record is from RefSeq and is a predicted model, not a curated record. The transcript has 8 exons. The coding region runs from base 160 to 1773 and encodes 537 amino acids. Gene Ontology annotation, molecular function: copper ion binding; oxidoreductase activity.
ACCGCCAACACUAAUCUAGCAAUCAGGAACAUAGACAACAAACCCAUAUCCAUUACAUAGAUCACUCAGAUCUCUACUACAUUUGUAUGCAUUGUUCUUAAACUAGUUGUGUUUUGCAGAUUUUAAGGUUUUGAAAGUGGUUUUCUUUGUUCUGGUGCUAUGUCAAAAGCUGCCUCCAUUCAGCUUAUUUUUGUACUAGUUGUUGGGUUCUUGAGUGUUUUGAAAGCUGAGGACCCUUAUAAAUACUAUACAUGGACUGUUACUUAUGGAACAGCUUCUCCUCUGGGUACCCCUCAACAGGUCAUUUUGAUUAAUGGGCAAUUUCCUGGACCUAGACUUGAUGUUGUUACUAAUGACAACAUUGUUCUUAAUCUUUUCAACAAGCUGGAUGAGCCUUUUCUUUUAACAUGGAAUGGAAUUAAACAGAGGAAAAACUCUUGGCAAGAUGGUGUGUUGGGGACAAAUUGUCCUAUCCCCCCAAAUUCAAAUUUCACUUACAAGUUUCAACCAAAAGAUCAAAUUGGAGGAUAUACAUACUUCCCAUCUACUGCAAUGCACAAAGCUGCUGGAGGGUUUGGGGCACUAAAUGUCUAUUCAAGACCAAGGAUUCCAAUCCCGUAUGCCACACCAGCUGCAGACUUUAGUUUACUUAUUGGUGACUGGCGCAAGGGUAACCACAAGGGAUUAAGACAGUAUCUCGAUUCUGGAAAGUCUUUAACAUUUCCUGAUGGCGUUCUUAUCAAUGGACAAACACAGUCUUCCUACAGCGGUGAUCAAGGUAAAACAUACUUAUUCAGGAUUUCAAAUGUGGGCUUGUCAACCACCUUGAACUUCAGGAUUCAGGGACACAAGAUGAAGCUAGUUGAAGUUGAAGGAUCUCACACGGUUCAAAACCUGUAUGAUUCUCUUGAUGUGCAUGUUGGCCAAUCCGUCUCUGUGCUAGUUACUUUAGAUCAGCAACCGAAAGAUUACUAUAUUGUUGCAUCAACACGAUUUACAAACCGUGUUCUGACAGGCACUGCAGUGUUACACUACAGUAACUCCCAUACCCCAGUAUCCGGACCUGUACCCGCUGGUCCAACUUAUCAGGUUCACUGGUCGAUGCAGCAGGCCAGAACCUACAGGUGGAAUUUGACAGCAAAUGCAGCCAGGCCCAACCCCCAGGGUUCUUUCCAUUAUGGAACUAUUAAACCAGCAAAAACAAUUGUAUUGACAAACUCAGCUCCUCUAAUAAACGGCAAGCAACGAUAUGCUGUCAACAGAGUCUCUUACAUCAAUGCUGAUACCCCUUUAAAACUUGCUGAUUACUUCAACAUUCCUGGAGUGUUCAGCACAAAUUCCAUACAAAGUUCCCCUUCUGAAGGUCCUGCAUCCGUUGCUACCGCGGUUAUGCCUGCCUCCCACCACGACUUUAUUGAAGUUGUCUUUCAGAACAAUGAGCAAACCAUGCAAUCUUGGCAUCUUGAUGGCUAUGAUUUCUGGGCCAUCGGUUAUGGAUCCGGCAAAUGGACAGAAGCUAGUAGAAAGAGCUACAAUCUAAUUGAUGCUCUUACCAGACAUACCGUUCAAGUAUAUCCCAACUCUUGGAGUGCUAUAUAUGUUUCUUUGGACAACCAAGGCAUGUGGAAUAUGAGGUCUGCUACAUGGGAAAGGCAAUAUCUAGGGCAACAAUUUUAUCUCAGAGUUUACAACCCAGUUCAAAAUCUUGCUAACGAGUAUGACAUUCCAUCAAAUGCUAUACUUUGUGGAAAAGCUGUUGGCCGUCAUAUUUAGAAUGAUAUUCAUGGAACAUUCAGUUUUCUGGUCAUGAGGGGAUGACUGCAAAUGAAGAACAGAUGUUUUUAGCUUCUUGAUUGAUAUUAUUUAUGUACUUACCAAAAUAUAUUUAUCUAUUCUGUACGAUUACUUGAUUAAAAUUCUGGCUUAAUUUUUUUCA